CAAUCUUCCCAGGGGACCAGAGAAUUGGCAAGAGAACACAAGACACCAGCUCAUUAACACUUCCAACCGACCCAUCUCUCUAUUCAUCAGGACGACCCUCACUGUCUCCUUGCACCUCAAUCGCUCGAUCAAUCCUCAGCCGGGCCCUGCACCUUGGAGCCUCCUCCCACUCUUUGAGCCUUCCAAUCUGUCAUCUCCCAAGCUGCAUCACGAACCUACCGCGCUCCUCGUCGAUCACUGCCCGCAGAUUCCCGACAUGGCUAGAUGACUGAUUCAGCACAAGAAGGGCGCCAGAUAGCGCAUCAUGGCGUGGCAGUCCGGGGCUGCUGGCAGCGGCGCAGGAGGAAUGCCCGCAGGAGAACAGAAUGGUGUCCAAGCAUACACCUUGCAAGGUGUUAUGCGAUUUCUUCAGACUGAAUGGCACCGACAUGAAAGAGAUAGGAAUUCCUGGGAGAUCGAACGUGAAGAGAUGAAGAAUCGUAUAGCCGCCCUCGAGGGUGAAACUCGAACAAGCAAAGGUCUCCGAACUUCACUCGAACGGCACGUCAAGUUGCUGGAACUGGCAUUGAAAAAGGAACGCGACAAAUCAAAAGGUCUCGACAAUGCUCAACAUAAUGACAAGCGAAAAGAUCCCAAAGAGCUGGCUAAGGAGGAGUUAAAGGCCAUUGGCAAAGACCCUACUUCCAAGGCCAUCAGUCGCCUCGACGAAGAGAUCGACCCUGUAAACCACCUUUCUCAGGGCAUCCGUCAGGAGAAAGAACGCGACAAAUCAAAAACCUACCUCUCAAAAUGUGCUUCGGAAAUCACUUACCACGUCCUCCCUACUGCCCACAUUCCUCCAGACGUCAAUGAUCAGGUACAAAUACAACUUGUCAACCAUACAUAUCCUGGAAAUCCUCCGUCACAGCAGGAGCUCCACGAUGCUUACCUGCAACUUCAACAAAUCAAACAUCAACAGGAACUGCAGCGCCAACAGCAGCCGCAUCAUCCUAACGUUGCCAUGGUUCGCGAGAACGCUGUUCAACAACCACCACAAUAUUCCGAGCCGUCUCCUCUCACACGAAUUGACACUCAAAUCAACCAUAAUGACCUUCAGAAGAACCAGCUCGAUCAACGAACGCCCGAAGCAAUGACUCAAACGGUUCCAUUGGCGGAUCCGCGCAAGAAUUUCUACAAUGAACAAAUUAUAAUCAACGACGAUCAGGUUGAGUCAAUAACACACACCUUUGACGCGUAUGGGAGAGAGGUGCCUGUCAAAGAUCAGGUCGACUCCGUCGCCGUUCAGGAGCCCAAGCAAGAGUCGGCCGAUGCGUGGGAUUUCGAUGAUGCACCUGCCUCCGCCGAGGCAUCCUUAGAUCCGGUAGCUCAACAUCGACCAGAUACGGAGCUGUUCCCUAGCGCCAACCUGAUUCCUUCCAAGUCUCCUCCACGGGCCCCAGGUUCAUAUCGACGCAAGAGUUCGGGUGCGCGACGUCGAAGUGUGGAUGACACACGAGAUUUGGCCGCAGCCAAAGUGGAUAAUACGCAAUUCAAAGUCCGCUUUGCAAUGAGGGGGCAUUUGGAUGUGGUUCGGGCCGUCAUCUUCACAGGAGGUGGAAGUCCUUCGGAGCCUGAGUUCUGUACCGCCAGUGAUGAUGGCGGCGUCAAAAGGUGGCAUAUACCAGCCUCCUAUGCUCAUAAUGUGGCAUUAGGAGACGACUUGGAUCGUAUUGCCCACUUCACUCAUCGCGGUCACAUCGGGGCUGUUUGCUCAUUGGCAGCGUGUCCUGCUUCGCUCAAUUUCUCAAGCGGAGGUCGAGCAGCUGGUGAUGGUUGGAUCUUUUCUGGUGGCGAAGAUGCCACGGUCAAGGUUUGGGAACGUGGUCGAGUUGACGCAAAAGCAACAUUAGAAGGCCUCACCGAUGCUGUUUGGGCAUUAUGUUGCCUUCCCGGAUCUUCAGGCUCCAUAUUGGGAGAUCGAUGUGCACAAUAUGGUGGACCAGAUCGAGUUCUCUUGGUUGCUGGAGGAGCCGACGGUACCAUCUUGAUUUGGGCUGUCAGCACCCCCCCUCAAUUGAGUUCACCACAUGCAGGAAACCGGUCUGUCAGGGGUAGUAGAAGGGCAAAUUCAAUCUCGGCAGGAUCCAAUUUCCCCAGCUCACCACAACCCAGUGUCGCCAGCACCAUUCCUUUCCACUACAGCCUAGUACAUCGAAUCGAACGGAGGGAUAAACCCGCACCUACAUCGAUAUCGCCUCUUGGUCUUCACGGAGAGACGUUCAUUGUUGGUUACACGGAUGCCAGCGUCUUAGUAUUUGACACGAGGACGGGCGAGGAAGUGGUGGGCAUGGCAAGUCAAGAGACAUACGACGGUACACCUAACACGGGUAUCAAUGCAGUCGUUGCUAGCAGCACAGGCUUCGACACUCGAGACUCCCUUGCACCGGGUCGAAGAGGGUCCAUGGGUGAAGAUGAUGUUGUUCACGGGGCUACUGGGUCAGAAGGCGGAGUGGAAGGUGUUGUGAUUGCUGGCUACGAGGACCGGUUUAUUCGAUUCUUUGAUGCUAAUAGUGGGCAAUGCACAUAUGACAUGCUCGCUCAUCCCGCGGCUAUCUCGUCGCUGUCAUUGAGUCCAGAUGGCAAAGAGUUAGUGUCGGGCGGACAUGACGCCAGUUUACGGUUUUGGUCGCUGGAAAAGCGAAGUUGUACACAAGAGAUCUCCAGUCACCGGAUCAUGAGAGGUGAAGGAGUAUGCAGUGUGAUAUGGAGUCCUGAUGGUCGAUGGGUGAUUAGCUGUGGAGGCGACGGUGCCGUCAAGGUGUUCUCCCGCAGUUAAAUCCAACCAGCAAAGUCCAAUAGCAUGCAUGAACUCGUGGCUGAUAUGAGCCAUGAUAGAUGACGCAUGCUUAACUGGGGCCUGUAUCCCAAGGAUAUCCACCAUUCACCACCUGAACACGAUCAGGUCAUCAAGUCACCUCAACACAUGACUUCUGUGAGAAUCAUAGCCCAGGCGUUGGCUUGUCAAUCGUUGUUUUCGUGCAUGGACCUGAGUCAGACUAGGCCAUGAGUCAGAUGCAGCUGCAGAUACAAAUGUCUCCCCAGUAGAUGCUGUCCAGUAUAGGUAAUGGCACGAUGUUGAUGCAUAUAACAUGGCACUGGCAGGCAAAAUCGACCCCUAUCGAGUCGAUCAUCAUCC
This is a messenger RNA of Exophiala mesophila, 3175 nucleotides long. RefSeq lists its product as uncharacterized. NCBI's taxonomy places the organism in Eukaryota, Fungi, Ascomycota, Eurotiomycetes, Chaetothyriales, Herpotrichiellaceae. The transcript is spliced from 4 exons. Gene Ontology annotation, molecular function: protein binding. The coding region runs from base 305 to 2815 and encodes 836 amino acids. The record is from RefSeq and is a predicted model, not a curated record.